GGCGGAGCGAGGGGCGGGGCUCGCGGAGCACAGGCCGCGGCGGCGGCGGAGCAGCAGCCGGGAUCCGCAGACUGUGCGGGCCUGCGCCCCUACCCUGCCCGGCCUCCCGGCGACCCCUCCUGCGCCCCGGGCGCACGCACGCCUGUCUGUCCGGGCCGUGCGGGGCGGCCUGACCGCCCCAGGCCGCGCGGUGGCCCUUGUUGGGCCCGGCGCACGCGGAAGUGGUCAGCACUGAACAGGCUUUGGAAAGUGGAGCAGAAAAUCCAGUCUGAUUUUGGGGGCAUACUGCACAGCUGAAUAAAUGCAGUAUCUAAAUAUAAAAGAAGACUGCAAUGCCAUGGCUUUCUGUGCUAAAAUGAGGAGCUCCAAGAAGACAGAGGUGAAUCCGGAGGCCCCGGAGCCAGGAGUGGAAGUGUUCUUUUAUCUGCCCGAUAAGGAGCCCCUCCGGCUGGGCAACGGAGACUACACGGCGGAGGAGCUGUGCGUGAAGGCCGCACAGAAAUGCAGCAUUUCUCCUCUGUGUCACAACCUCUUUGCUCUCUAUGAUGAUAGCACCAAGCUCUGGUACGCUCCUAACCGAACCAUCACCGUUGACGACAAAACGUGUCUCCGACUGCAUUAUCGGAUGAGGUUCUAUUUCACCAACUGGCACGGGACCAAUGAAAACGAGCAGUCUGUGUGGAGACAUUCUCCAAAGAAGCAGAAGAAUGGCUACGAGAAAAAAAAAGUCCCAGAUGCAACCCCUCUCCUUGAUGCCAGCUCCCUAGAAUACCUGUUUGCUCAGGGGCAGUAUGAUUUGGUCAAAUGUCUGGCUCCCAUUCGAGACCCCAAGACUGAACAGGACGGACAUGACAUCGAGAAUGAGUGCCUGGGAAUGGCGGUCUUGGCCAUCUCCCACUACGCCAUGAUCAAGAAGGUGCAGCUGCCAGAGCUGCCUAAGGACAUCAGCUACAAGCGGUAUAUUCCAGAAACAUUGAAUAAAUCCAUCAGGCAAAGGAAUCUUCUCACCAGGAUGCGGAUCAAUAAUGUCUUCAAAGAUUUCCUCAAAGAGUUCAACAACAAGACCAUAUGCGACAGUAGCGUGUCCACACAUGACCUGAAGGUGAAGUACUUGGCUACCCUGGAAACGCUGACCAAACAUUACGGCGCGGAGAUAUUCGAAACUUCCAUGCUACUGAUCUCAGCGGAGAACGAGAUGAGUCGGCUGUACCCGAGCGACAGCGGAAGCACUCUCUGCUCUGAAGUGAUGGUGACUGGGAAUCUGGGCAUCCAGUGGAGGCAGAAACAAAACGUUGUUCCUGUUGAAAAGGAAAAAAAUAAACUGAAACGGAAAAAACAAGAAGGCAAACACAAGAAGGAUGAGGAGAAAAACAAAGCCCGGGAAGAGUGGAACAAUUUCUCUUACUUCCCUGAAAUCACUCACAUUGUCAUAAAAGAGUCUCUGGUCAGCAUUAAUAAACAGGACCAGAAAAAAAUGGAACUGAAGCUCUCUUCCCACGAAGAGGCCUUAUCCUUUGUGUCCCUGGUGGACGGCUACUUCCGGCUCACAGCAGAUGCCCACCAUUACUUAUGCACCGAUGUGGCUCCCCCUUUGAUCGUCCACAACAUACAGAAUGGCUGUCAUGGUCCAAUUUGCACAGAAUACGCCAUCAAUAAAUUACGGCAAGAAGGAAGCGAAGAGGGACUGUAUGUGCUGAGGUGGAGCUGCACAGACUUCGACAACAUCCUCAUGACCGUCACCUGCUUUGAGAAGCCGGAGGUGCUGGGAGGCCAGAAGCAGUUCAAGAACUUUCAGAUUGAGGUGCAGAAAGGCCACUACAGUCUUCACGGCUCAGAGCGCAGCUUCCCCAGUCUGGGGGACCUGAUGGACCACCUCAAGAAGCAGAUCCUUCGUACGGACAACAUCAGCUUUGUGCUGAAGCGCUGCUGCCAGCCCAAACCCCGAGAAAUCUCCAACCUACUGGUGGCUACAAAGAAAGCCCAGGAGUGGCAGCCCGUCUAUCCUAUGAGCCAGCUAAGUUUCUGCCGGAUACUUAAGAAGGAUAUCAUACAGGGUGAACACCUGGGGAGAGGCACGCGUACGCACAUCUACUCGGGAACCCUGCUGGACUACAAGGAUGACGAAGGGAUGGCCGAAGAGAAGAGAAUCAAAGUGAUCCUCAAAGUCUUAGACCCCAGCCACAGGGACAUUUCUCUGGCCUUCUUCGAGGCAGCCAGCAUGAUGCGGCAGGUCUCCCACAAGCACAUCGUGUACCUCUAUGGAGUCUGUGUCCGGGACGUGGAGAACAUCAUGGUGGAAGAGUUUGUGGAGGGUGGGCCCUUGGAUCUCUUCAUGCACCGGAAAAGCGAUGCCCUUACCACACCAUGGAAAUUCAAAGUCGCCAAACAGCUGGCCAGUGCCCUGAGUUACUUGGAGGAUAAGGACCUGGUCCAUGGAAACGUGUGCACUAAGAACCUUCUCCUGGCCCGAGCGGGCAUCGACAGCGAGUGCGGUCCGUUCAUCAAGCUCAGCGACCCUGGCAUCCCCAUCACUGUACUGUCCCGGCAAGAGUGCCUAGAGCGGAUCCCGUGGAUCGCCCCCGAGUGUGUAGAAGACUCCAAGAACCUGAGCGUGGCCGCUGACAAGUGGAGCUUUGGAACCACCCUCUGGGAAAUCUGCUACAAUGGCGAGAUCCCCCUGAAAGACAAGACGCUGAUUGAGAAAGAGAGGUUCUACGAGAGCCGGUGCAGGCCAGUGACACCAUCUUGUAAAGAGCUGGCUGACCUUAUGACCCGCUGCAUGAACUAUGACCCCAACCAGAGGCCCUUCUUCCGAGCCAUCAUGAGAGACAUCAAUAAGCUGGAAGAGCAGAAUCCAGACAUUGUUUCAGAGAAAAAGCCAGCGACCGAAGUCGACCCCACACAUUUUGAAAAGCGAUUUCUAAAGAGGAUCCGAGACUUGGGCGAGGGCCACUUUGGAAAGGUGGAGCUUUGCAGGUAUGACCCCGAGGGGGACAACACAGGGGAGCAAGUGGCAGUCAAAUCCCUGAAGCCUGAGAGUGGAGGCAACCACAUCGCCGAUCUGAAGAAGGAAAUAGAAAUCCUAAGGAACCUCUACCAUGAGAACAUUGUGAAAUACAAAGGCAUCUGCACAGAGGACGGAGGAAAUGGUAUUAAGCUCAUCAUGGAAUUUCUGCCUUCGGGAAGCCUUAAGGAAUACCUUCCAAAGAAUAAGAAUAAGAUUAACCUCAAACAACAGUUAAAAUAUGCUGUUCAGAUCUGUAAGGGGAUGGAUUACUUGGGUUCUCGGCAGUAUGUUCACCGGGACUUGGCAGCGAGAAAUGUCCUUGUGGAGAGUGAGCACCAAGUGAAAAUCGGGGACUUUGGUCUAACCAAAGCAAUUGAAACCGACAAGGAGUACUACACAGUCAAGGAUGACCGGGACAGCCCUGUGUUUUGGUAUGCUCCGGAAUGUUUAAUCCAGUGUAAAUUUUAUAUUGCUUCUGAUGUCUGGUCUUUCGGAGUGACUCUGCACGAGCUUCUUACUUACUGUGAUUCAGAUUCCAGUCCCAUGGCGCUGUUCCUGAAAAUGAUAGGCCCAACUCAUGGCCAGAUGACAGUAACAAGACUUGUGAAUACACUGAGAGAAGGAAAACGUCUGCCUUGCCCUCCUAACUGUCCUGAUGAGGUUUAUCAGCUCAUGAGAAACUGCUGGGACUUCCAGCCAUCCAGUCGGACAACCUUCCAGAACCUUAUCGAAAGAUUUGAAGCACUUUUAAAAUAAGCACGGAUAACAUUUAAAUUUCACUGUAUAUUAAGUUGUCCCACCCCCAGCAAAACCCAGACCACUUUAAAAAAAUUUUUUUUUUCAGUGGGAAACGUCUGUAUUCUGUGUGAAACACCUGGACACAUAGCCACGUCUAGGUGCACGAUGGUGCCAAGUCAAUGUGAGUACGUCGUCUUUAAAUCUGGCGCCAGUAACAGAGAGGCAGGUGACGGCCGACGUUUCAGAAAGCACUCCUUUUCCUCCUCCAGAGAAUCCAUUACAUUCUGUCCGGCUAGUUUAUCAUGACAGCUGCUUUCCAAAAUGGGAGUUUUUCUUAAAGCUAAAGGAACUGAUACCAGAGUCUCAAGAUGACUGCUAAUUGACCAUGAAAUAUUUUCCUGGUACAUAAAAGAUUGAUGGACUUAGCCAUACUCAACAUGCCCUCACAUUCUAACCUGUAUAGUGAUAAGCCGAGCAUUGUCGAAUUAGUAGAUAACAGUUAGUGUACUAUUGUCGCUCUGUCGAGUUGAGUGUACUCCUGUUCUCCCAGUGGCUUAGCUGCUGUUCUCUUGGGUGACCAGAGGUACCCAUUUUUGGAGCUGUCUCAGAAGGGGCAGCUGGGGAAUACUUAAUGCAUGACAUGAAUUCUUGAAAACCAAGCCUGUGCUUUCCUACACGGUAUGCUUUUAAUCAGAAUCAAGUCUAGAGACAUGGAUGCCAUUUAUACAUACAUGCUUUGAAGAAAUGUCACUAUCUGUCCUUUCAUAACUACUAUUUGGGGGCAAGCUGUUCUACAUUUGUUUUGAAUGCUGUAUGUGACCAGUCGAAAUGCACUGUUCUUAAAAGAGUUUCAGUAUUCACCACCCUCCCAAGAGCAGAUGACUAUUUUAACCAUCACCCUAUGAUGUGAAACUUGAAAGACCCAGCUAGAGGCACUGUGGAAUUCAGGAUCCACUAGACAAGUUGUCUGUCGGCUUGGGAGGUUGCCGGGCAAUCAAAAUGAAUGAUCUGAUUCAAUGUGAACCCUAAGGUUCUUUGUGACCAAGAGUCUAUAAACACCAUUUCAUGGUGGAUGCUGUCUAGCAUAACCUUUGUUUUGAUAUUGUUCCCUUUCAAGCCUUCAGAAGUUCUGUUGAUUCAGUAGCAAAGAUAAACUUGUGUCAAGUUCAGAUUUGUUCAGUAAUCUUAGUCCAGCACCAAUGUCUGUCUGUGUCAAGCCUGUGGCCACCCUGUAUGCACUUUGUACUCUUGAUACAAAUAAAUCGACUGGACCCUU
Molecule: messenger RNA, 5021 nt
Organism: Erinaceus europaeus (western European hedgehog)
Lineage: Eukaryota; Metazoa; Chordata; Mammalia; Eulipotyphla; Erinaceidae
Gene: JAK1
Product: Janus kinase 1
Exons: 25
Coding region: 302-3763 (1153 amino acids)
Biological process (GO): tyrosine phosphorylation of STAT protein; hemopoiesis; intracellular signal transduction
Cellular component (GO): cytosol; cytoskeleton; membrane
Molecular function (GO): non-membrane spanning protein tyrosine kinase activity; ATP binding; cytokine receptor binding
Source: RefSeq, a predicted model, not a curated record